Molecule: messenger RNA, 4825 nt
Organism: Eublepharis macularius
Lineage: Eukaryota; Metazoa; Chordata; Lepidosauria; Squamata; Eublepharidae
Gene: PCDH20
Product: protocadherin 20
Exons: 2
Coding region: 42-2882 (946 amino acids)
Biological process (GO): homophilic cell-cell adhesion
Cellular component (GO): plasma membrane
Molecular function (GO): calcium ion binding
Source: RefSeq, a predicted model, not a curated record
GCUGGCCCCCGCGCCGGGGACCCUCCAGCAGCGCCGCGGGGAUGCGCCGCCCGCCCGGAGCCGCCCGCCCGCCCCCGGCCCCCAGGCAGCGGCGGCGGGCGAUGGGGCAGCGCGCCAGCCCGCGGAGCAGCACCGGCGCCGGCCAGAAGACCCUCCCGAAUUUGUUUCUUCUGCUGUUUUUCCUUGGACCUCUCAACUGCUUUGCAAGCUACAGCCGUGCCACUGAACUCUUCUACAGCAUUAAUGAAGGGCUGCCUGCUGGCGUCCUCAUUGGGAAUCUGGUCCAGGAUUUACAACUCCAGAGAGUGGUAGAGGAAGAGGCGGCGGCGAAAGGGAAAGAGCAGCUCCCCCAGCCGCUGGGGAACACCCUUCUCUCCUUCUGCCUUGCUUCCCAGGGACUGGGCAGUUUGUACGUAAACCUGGACAAUCGGACGGGAGAGCUGAGCACCUCCGCACAGGAAAUUGACCGGGAAGCUCUGUGUACGGAGAGUAAUGUGGGGUCUUCUGUGGUUGCCUCUUCGUCCUCCUCCCCCGUACUGUCUUCUGAAUCAUGCUUGCUGCUGCUGGACGUGUUGGUGUUGCCCCAGGAAUAUUUCCGCCUGGUCAAGGUGAAGCUCGCCAUCCACGACAUCAACGACAACGCGCCAUGCUUCCCCACACCACAGAUACACCUCUUUGUGCCUGAGAAUUCACCCAUCAACACCCGCUUAGCCAUAGAGCAUCCGGCUGUGGACCCAGACAUGGGUACUAACGGGGUUCAGACCUACCAUCUCCAGGAUGACUAUGGGGUUUUUACAUUGGAUGUAGAGGAGAAUGAGAAUGGGGAAAGGACACCAUACCUGAUUGUCAUGGGCGCCUUGGAUAGGGAGGUCAGGGACCAAUAUGUUACCCUCAUACGUGCAGAGGAUGGAGGAGUGCCUCCGCUGGUGGGCAGCGCCACCCUCACUAUUGGGAUCAGCGACAUCAACGACAAUUGCCCCCAGUUCAACGAGACUCAGCUAAACAUCACUGUAUUUGGGAACUCUAGCAUUGGUUUGCGCAUUGCUACUGUCCAUGCUACUGAUGUGGAUCAGGGAGUCAAUGCGAAGAUUACCUACUCCUACAGCCAAAAGGUACCCCAGUCUUCCCGUGUUUUGUUUCGCCUUGAUGAAAGCACGGGCACCGUCACGCUCUCUAAGAGGAUCAGUGGUGACACGCCUCGUCUUCACAGGUUGAGCAUACUGGCCAACGGUCCCGGUUGUAUCCCGGCCGUGAUUGCUGUGGUCGUAUCCAUCAUAAAAGUCAUGCUGAGGCCGCCCGAAGUAAUCCCCCGUUUCAUAGCGAAUGAAGCCAACGGGGUGGUUUACCUGAGGGAGCUAGAACCUGUUAACACGCCAAUCGCGUUUUUUACCAUAAAAGACCCAGACGAAAAAUACAAAGUGGAUUGCUACUUGGAAGGCAACGGCCCGUUCAGAUUGUCGCCAUACAAACCGUACCACAAUGAGUACUUGCUGGAAACUACGAAACUUUUGGAUUUUGAAACUCAGCGACACUAUGAAAUAUCAGUGGUUGCGUGGAAUUCAGAAGGGUUCCACAUCACCAAAAUCCUAAAAGUGCACAUUCUAGAUGAUAACGACAACUCACCUGUGUUCUCCCACUCGCUGAUAGAGUUAUCUGUUGAGGAAAAUAAUGUUCCCAACGCUUUUUUGACCAAGCUGCAUGCAACAGAUGCCGACAGCGGAGAAAGAGGACAAAUAUUUUAUUUUCUAGGGCCUGAAGCCCCCUCAUAUUUUUCUUUAGAUAAAGUCACGGGAGUCCUUACAGUUUCCACCCAACUGGAUAGAGAGGAAAGAGAAAAAUAUCGUUAUACUGUUAGAGCAGUAGAUUGUGGAAUGCCUCCCCGAGAAUCGAUAGCCACUGUGACCAUCGCAGUAUUGGAUAAAAAUGAUAACAGUCCAAGAUUUAUUAACAAGGAUUUCAGUUUUUUUGUACCGGAGAACUUUCCAGGCUUUGGCGAAAUUGGAGUUAUAAGCGUCACGGAUGCAGAUAUUGGGCAAAAUGGAUGGGUUGCACUUUCAGUCGUAAAUAGCAGUGAUAUCUUUGUUAUUGACACGGGCAAAGGGGUGUUGAGAGCAAAGGUCUCCCUAGACAGGGAACAGCAGAGCUCCUACACCUUAUGGGUUGAAGCAGUCGACGGAGGUGAUCCUCCUUUGUCCUCAACGGCAAAAAUCACCAUCCUUUUGCUCGACAUAAAUGACAACCCGCCGUUGGUCUUGUUCCCUCAGUCAAAUAUGUCUUACCUCUUAGUGCUCCCCUCCACACUGCCUGGAUCUCCCAUCACAGAAGUCUAUGCUGUUGAUAACGACACGGGGAUGAACGCGGUCAUAGCAUACAGCAUCAUAGGGCGAAGAGGCCCCAGGCCAGACUCGUUUAAAAUCGAUGCCAAGACGGGCAAUAUUACCCUGGAGGAGUCACUCAUGCAAAAUGACUACGGCCUCUACCGACUUCUCGUUAAAGUGAGUGAUCAUGGCUACCCAGAACCCCUCCAUUCAACGGUCAUGGUGAACCUCUUUGUCAACGACACAGUGAGCAACGAGAGCUAUAUUGAAAGUCUGUUAAGAAAGGAACCGGACAUUAGUGUUGAGGAAAAAGAGCCGCAGAUUUCAAUAGAACCCACACACACAAAAGUAGAACCAACCUCCUGCAUGCCUACCUUAGUAGCCCUUUCAGUGAUAAGCCUGGGUUCAAUAACUGUAUUGACUGGGAUGGGCAUUUAUAUUUGCCUAAGGAAAGGAAGGAAAUAUCACCGAGGCGAUGAAAACUUGGAAGUACAAAUUCCAUUAAAUGGAGGACUCCAUCUGCAUAUGCUUGAGAAGAAACCGGUGGAGAUUUCUAACAUCUGAGGGUUUCACGCAAGACAAUCACAACCAAAAACUAGACAAUUUUGAACAAUGAUGAACUCCUCAAAUGGGGGAUCCUUGGCUGCAGCUAUGAAGGACCAAUAAUUUAUUACUUAUUAUAAAUUGUACAUAGCUCUUUACAGGUUUUUUUAAAAAGGAAAAUAGAUCAGAUUCAGUGUACAGCUUUUUUUAUUAAAUGAAAUCUUAGUGGUAGCCGCUAUUAACCUUGUGUGAUCAGACGUGGUCAUCGCAACAGGAAUCCAUAAACCAAGUCAGGGUUCAUGAAGCGGCAGGUAAGACAUGCGUUCAUUCUAUUCUUGACCACAAGGGGGCAUCAGCCAUUCCUGUAAAUAAGACUGUUUAAGAGAAAAUGGAAAGUCUAUUUUAAAAUGUAUCGUUUUUUUCUAAAGAAUAAAAGAUAAUAAAGUAUGGGUUUGAGGUACAAUGAAAGUAUGUUCUAUUGUAUGUAUGAGAAGAUGACGACAAGAAAAAAUGCACUGGUCAGUCGAAGCAGAACGUUUUAUUACCUCAGAUGUUUUAAGGAAAAUAGGAAAGGCAUUAAGAAGUGCAAUUUCUUGAGGGUGUGCGCUAUCCCCUUGUGAGAUUAUGAAGGGAAGCAAGACGUUCACUUUUCAUUGAAUAUGGACAGUGAACACACCUCUCUCACUGUUAUCAAAUACCAUGACAGUUCUUUCGAAAAAGAAAAAAUGACUCAGCAGGGGUCCACGGGUCCACAAGAGGCCCACGGGUUCGUGGGACAGAGACAGGAUUGUAUUGCCGUAUUUUUUUUUAAGUGCAGAGGUUUAUGCUUUGCCUUUCUGAAAGGCCCUACCAAACUUUCUGGGCAACUUCGGCAAAAAGGAGAGAGAGCUGAUGGGCUGUUACCGAUCCUCUGAUCCAGAAGCCCGAUCCUUCAAAAUACAACAUCCGGUGAAUUUCCAUUGAGUCUAGGGGGACUUGCAAAGGAUCACAGCUGAAAUGCAACCAAACAAGCAAAUGGUGGAAUGCUAUUUUUAAAGGACUGGCUCUUAUUCAAGGAGUCAGUAGACUCCUAUCUGUGCAAUCCAUGCAUAAAAACAAGUUUCUGUACAUGAUUUUCUUCUCCGAUCUCUAAUAACCGAAAAGAUUCUGUAGGAGAAAAGAGAGCCUGCAACAUUCACACCAUCAAACUGAUAAACCCAGAGACCCGCCUUUCUUUACCCAAUUGUCACAGCUGACAAUGGUAAUCAUUUGUUUGGUGUGUGAGUGUUUCAGCAGUGUGCAAAGAUCUCUGGGUUGGUGCCCACAAUGAAUGUCUCUUCAUCCCAGAAUAAUACACCCCCACCACAAAAAACAAAAAAUAAUUGAUCUGGUAAUCUCGUUUAAACCCUGACUUUUCACAGAGCCAUUCAUGAUGCUUCGUACCCUCGGAAAUCUGUUAGGAACAUCCCAGCUCUUUUGUGCAACAUAUAUUUUUUUCUUAACGUGACGUUUCUGAAUUAGAGCAUUUAGAUGGGGAAAAAAUUGCUUCUUCUUGGUAAUGUGAAAGUUCCGUUUUAUACGUUGAUUAAUGCUACUCUCUGGAUGGGUAUUUUGUGUGAGGGUGCAACCGCUAAUUUUUUUUUUUUUUAAAAAAACGAUUUUAGCCCUUCACGGCUUUCGUAAACUUUCCUGGAUCAUGUCCAGAAUUUUCCUUUUUAUUUAUUUAGAAAAUGUCUGUGCUGCCUCCCUAGAGAUCUGCUCGAGGCUUCCUAGACGUUCAUACACCUGUCUGCCUCUUCAGCGGCAUAGCAGAGGCUUUUUUAUUGGCAAUGCAUUCCUUUAACAUUCAUUACGAGAUCUCAAAAACAUGUCAGAUGGCUCCAACCAAAUGUAUCUUGUAAAACAAGGCAAAUUAGUGUUAAGCUUAAACCUGACACUUUCUUGAGUUCUGACAAUAUGUCUGUACUGUACCAAAAGUGUUUAUA